UAGUUUGCAGACUGCAGUUUAGUGGUCUCUGUCAUCCAGCUGACUUGCAACUGAAAGGAAAUUCGUUGGUGUUGUCCGCAUUUUCGUGGCGCGGGUGUGUGCGACUGUUGCAUGGUGUUCAAGCAUGUGUGAGAGUCGUCGAAUUUUGUGAACGGUCAACCGUGUGUGUAGUGCUGUGAAAUGUUAUCAAAAAGGGAGACUAGUUCUUUAUUUGUUCAGCUGAUGCUUCUCUUGUAUCUAUUUGCCACUAUCCGGAUUGCAAACUGUCAAGAAAAACGAUGUGGCCACCCAGCCGUUCCUGUAAAUUCUAGGGUGAGCCUGAGCAGCGACUCACUAACGCCUGGCACUUCAGCCACCUACACCUGUGAUAUAGGAUACGAAUUAUUCGGGUCAUCUAGUAUUACCUGUUCGGCGAAUGGUAACUGGGUCGGAGAGCUACCAUUUUGCGGCACAAACGUGGCACUGAGGCGACCGGCGAACCAGUCGACGACGGUGCGAGGGGGAUCGGCGGGCAACGCCAAUGACGGAGAGACGACGACCGUUCACGACGGACGCCGCUGCACCGAGACGCACAAGGAGGCGGCGCCUUGGUGGCAAGUCGAUCUGCUCCGCCCCUAUCCCAUCCGGGUCGUCCGCGUCACCACCAGGGGUUGCUGUGGUCAUCAGCCUCUUCAAGACAUAGAAAUUAGGGUAGGAAACAGCACUUCGGAACUACAAAGGAAUCCACUAUGUGCCUGGUAUCCAGGUACCAUAGAGGAAGGAGUCACCAAAACUCUCACCUGCGCUCGUCCUCUCAUUGGUCAGUUUGUGACGCUGCAACUGAUUGGUGUCGAGGCUUCUUUGUCACUUUGUGAAGUUGAAAUAUUCACCACUGAUGAGUUCUCGAACGACAGGUGUGCGCCGACAGGUGUGGGUGAGGAGGCACAGAUCGUAGCGUUCGACCGCACCUGCUACGAGUUCAGCGUCGCCAAGGGCGGCAGCUUUGAGGAGGCGCGCGCACAGUGCCGCAAACAUGGCGGCGGCGACCUGGUGCAUGGCCUCAUGGGAGUGCACAACGCCUUCCUAUUGGCCGAGCUCGAGCGUCGCAAGGCCAGUCUCAAGACACAGCUGGUCUGGAUCGGCGCCCAAAAGGAGCCUGGCUUCACGUCGCGCACUUGGAAAUGGGUCAAUGGGGAGGUAAUCGGGAAGCCAUCAUGGGGUAAAGACCAGCCGAAUAACUACAACGGAGAGCAGAACUGUGUGGUUCUAGAUGGAGGCAGAAAUUGGCUUUGGAAUGAUGUUGGAUGUAAUCUCGAUUAUCUACACUGGAUUUGUCAACACACUCCUGCCCUCUGUGGCAGCCCAGACAAGCAGGUGAACACGACAAUCGAAGGUACUGACUACAGCGUCGACUCGGCCAUCACCUAUCGCUGCCCGGAGGGUCACCUGCUGAUUGGCUCCUCCAGUAGAACUUGCUCCAAAGACGGAUUCUGGACGGGCAUGGCUCCCACUUGUAAAUAUAUAGACUGUGGAGAGGUGCCGACCAUAGAGCACGGAUCCGUGGAUUAUGUCGAUAAGCGCACCACUUACAGCGCUGUGGCCAGAUUCUCGUGUGGCAUGAACUACACUCUGAACGGAGCCAAGGAGAGAACAUGCGGCGACCAAGGCAGCUGGACUGGAGAGCAGCCUCAGUGCUUGUUCGAUUGGUGCCCCGAGCCACCCAAAGGGGAAGGAGUGACCGUCUCUGUAUCUGGCAAGAAAGCCGGCUCGACCGCAACGUAUUCCUGUGAACCUGGAUUUAUUCUAUUUGGACAACAGGUUUUGACGUGCGGCUUGGGAGGUGAAUGGUCGGGAAAGGCACCGACUUGCAAGUUCGUGGACUGCCGAGCGCCGCCGAACAUCGACAACGGCAAUUACGUGCUGCUUAACGGCACGACCACACACGGCAGUGUGGCGCAAUACUCCUGCGACGAAGACCACUGGCUCGAGCCACCUGCCAGGGGCAAGAUCACCUGCAUGCGGGACGGCAAGUGGUCCGACGACCCUCCUGCUUGUGAAUUAAUUGUCUGCCCAGAACCAGACGUUCCUGACGAUGGAUACGUUGUUGGCUAUGAUUUCAACGUACACUCGUCGAUUGAGUAUCACUGCGAAGCGGGCAAUAUGCUGGUUGGAACUCGCACUCUCACCUGCAACACGCAAGGAGAGUGGAGUGGCGAUCCUCCCAGGUGCCAAUACAUAGACUGCGGAAAGGUGCAACCGAUGCCAUACGGAUCAGCGACUUACAUAAACACGACCACCUACCUGGGCAGCGAGAUCGUCUACUCGUGCGUGAAAAACUACAAACUGGUGGGAGCGACGCGGCGGUCGUGCCAGGAGAACGGCCAAUGGAGUGACCAGUCGCCGCGCUGCGAAGAAAUCAGAUGCCCUGAGCCGGUGCUAGCCGCACAUGCGAUUCUGUCGGUGACCGGCAACGACCGGGUCUACGGACGCACACUCAUCAAGACAGCCGACUCGGCCACCUCGGUCGCCACCUACAAGAUAGGCGCGCUCGUCAAGUACAGGUGCGAGCGAGGCUACAAGGUCAUGGGAGAUCCUCUAAGCACCUGUGAGGACUCUGGUCACUGGAGUGGCGAUGUGCCACAGUGUGUUUUUGUCGAUUGCGGCAUGCCGACACCUCCGGCCCACGGCCGCUUUACACUGGCGUCGAAUGCCACUUACUACGGCGCGGCUGUCCUCUACGAGUGCGACAACAACUACGAGCUGGAUGGAUUCGCUCGCAGGCUCUGUCUCGAAAAUGGCACCUGGAGUUCAGACACGCCUUCCUGUAAAGAAAUCGUGUGUAAGGAGCCUGAGAAGUUGGGCUCGAUGAUAGUACAAGUGUCGACACACAGCGUAGGGGGAGUAGCGCACUACGCAUGCCCGAGGGGAUCCAUCUUGGAGGGAAACUCAACUCGCAUCUGCCUCAACAAAGGCCUAUGGAGCGGAAAGCUGCCCAGUUGCAGAUAUGUUGAUUGUGGCCACCCAGGACCAAUUGAGAACGGCAGAGUGAUCGUGAUGAAUGGCUCGACAGAGUACAGCAAUGCUGUUGAAUAUCACUGCGUGCCACACCACCACAGGAUAGGUCCCUACCUCAGAAAGUGCAUGGAAGAUGGCCUCUGGUCGGGUGAUGAGCCCCGCUGUGAAUUGGUUUCUGGACCAACAAGUGAAUCUCAAACUCUAGGACUGGCAAUUGGCAUUGGCGCUGGAGUGGUACUUUUCCUUCUUCUUAUACUCGGAAUUAUCUACCUCAGACUACGAAAGGAGACACCAGUUAAGAACACUGAGAACAUAGAGGGAGCGACAAGGAAGGAGGAUCAGAACGCGGCGGUGAUGUCGUAUGCGACCCUGAACGACGGCACCAACGGCAACCACAACAACAUCUACGAGAACAUCCACGAGACUGAAGACAUGUACGAUGCCCCUUAUGAGGAGACCAGUCACUACGAGCCGUCACCCGUCUCCAGGCGAAUCAACGGCAAUGCAACAGUCACCAUCAACGGAGUCGCCGUGCGAUGAACACUAGGCUAUUCAUUAUACAAAAUCGACAUUUUUGUAUAACCCAUUAUACCAUUCUACUGUAAACAUCGAAAACGCGAGAAUGAUUUAUUUAUGAAAUACUCCUACCUGAUGAUAACCACUCGUGUAUGGGUUAUUAACUUAUUGACUUUAAUAUUAUGGUCCGAGUAAGGACCGUUGGUCUUCUUUUCUCACUAAACCCUAAAAUAUUAAAAAGUGUUAGAUGCUACACAAUAAUAGCCCGAAGAAAUGGGAAUCGAACCCAUGGCCGGUGCAGCGAUAGCAGACUGAAGUUACAGCCCAGGCUAAAACGGGUUGCAAAUUAUUGAAACUUCCUUCGCUGUAUAUUCUAUUGUAUUUAGUGAAGGUGAGAAAAUAAGAACCGGUAUAUAAUUUAUUUGAAUGAAGUUUAGAAAAUGGAAUGAAAAACGUAUUCUACAUACUACAGUGUUGUUGCAAUUUAAAGAAGAAUAAAAUCAUUUCGACUAAUGAACCCUCGACUAUUUAAGGAUUU
Messenger RNA from Nilaparvata lugens (brown planthopper), 4048 nucleotides. It is a transcript of the gene fw, whose product is annotated as sushi, von Willebrand factor type A, EGF and pentraxin domain-containing protein 1. The transcript is spliced from 19 exons. The coding region runs from base 181 to 3534 and encodes 1117 amino acids. The record is from RefSeq and is a predicted model, not a curated record. NCBI's taxonomy places the organism in Eukaryota, Metazoa, Arthropoda, Insecta, Hemiptera, Delphacidae.